Messenger RNA from Podospora pseudopauciseta, 198 nucleotides. Its product is annotated as transcriptional activator hap3. NCBI's taxonomy places the organism in Eukaryota, Fungi, Ascomycota, Sordariomycetes, Sordariales, Podosporaceae. The coding region runs from base 1 to 198 and encodes 65 amino acids. The record is from RefSeq and is a predicted model, not a curated record. The transcript is spliced from 2 exons.
AUGUCCGACUCCCCCCAAUCCAAUUCAAAGGACGUUGAACAUGGUACACCGUCACCCGAGGACGAAGCACAAAUGAACGACCCUCAGGACCCACUCUCGAGCGGCCACGCCUAUGAGUUUGAUGUUAAAGAGCAAGACAGAUGGUUACCCAUAGCCAAUGCUUCGCACGCUUGCAUGGCGACAGGAUCCCCUCCUUGA